AGACAGUGAAGAUGUGGAAGUUUCUGCUCCUUCUCGCGGCUGUAGGUACCCUGCCGACCGCGUCAGUCGGUCACCCUUGCAACAGUACUCUCCUUCCUGUACCCAGAGAUGGCGCAAAAAUCUGCUUUAUGAGUCCACAAGGAACAACGCAAGUUUGGUACUGCAAGAUGCACUGUAAUGCGCCACUCGAGUACAGUAACCACCAUGAGGACAUGUAUGAAUGCGGUGCGCACACGGCAUGGCUAUGGAUGGUCCGUGUGAUGCGUCCAAACGGUAUGCCAGUAUUCAUCAGUGGCAGUGUGGGAGACUGCUCAUCAGGGUUUUUACUACUACCGGUUGUUACUGUUGGAGGACUGGUCAUAACAGCAGGACAGCCACUAGACACGCAGGCUAUCAUUGAUGAGAUGAAGGAUCAGCUAGAGCAAAUAGGACUGUGUAAUUAUAACAGCCCAUGUCUGAUCUGUCAGAUAACAGUCGAAAUGGAGAACGCAUUCAGUCAGAGCCUGCCAGAUGCACAGCAGCAUGGAUGCCUGGAAGGUGAAAAUGUCGCCCUGGACAAGCCAGCGUUCCAGACCAGCACCGCUCUGAACCUCGGGGCUGCCAGCAACGCUGUAGACGGGAACACCGAUACCGACUACUUCGCUGGUUCCUGUGCCUCUACUUUAGAAGACAGUAACCCAGCCUGGUGGGUGGAUCUUGGAGAAACACAUAUCAUUGACAGAGUGGACAUCUUCAACCGCCAGGACUGUUGUGGGGACAAAAUCAGCCCCUUCAACAUCCACAUCGGGGACUCUCCGCGGGUCAGCGAGAACCAUAAGUGUGGAGGGGAUCACAACAUGGACCCACACCAGCCGGCCACUUCUGUCUCGUGCUACGGUAUGAAGGGACGGUACGUGGGCAUCCGCCUCCCCGGGUCAUUCCGAACUCUGACCCUGUGUGAAGUCCAGAUAUCUGGCGAACCCGAUGACUGCGCGUCAUCCCCAUGUGUCCAUGGGACCUGCUUUGAUGCUAUCGACGGGUACAGCUGUUUUUGUGAACCCGGCUGGGGAGGAACCAACUGUGAUACAAAUACCGAUGACUGCAGGUCCUCCCCAUGUGGUGAACACGGAACCUGUAACGAUGUUGUUGGGGGCUACACCUGUACCUGUGAUGCCGGUUGGGAGGGGAUCAACUGUGAUCAAGACAUCAAUGAGUGCGAGUCCUCCCCGUGUGUCCACGGAUACUGUAGUGAUGGAGUGAACAGCUACACCUGCAUCUGUGAGCAGAACUGGUCAGGGACCAACUGUGAUCAAGGUCGGUACUUACCAUGA
This is a messenger RNA of Branchiostoma floridae (Florida lancelet), 1310 nucleotides long. RefSeq names its product neurogenic locus notch homolog protein 1-like. NCBI's taxonomy places the organism in Eukaryota, Metazoa, Chordata, Leptocardii, Amphioxiformes, Branchiostomatidae. Gene Ontology annotation, molecular function: calcium ion binding. The transcript is spliced from 9 exons. The coding region runs from base 12 to 1310 and encodes 432 amino acids. The record is from RefSeq and is a predicted model, not a curated record.